Penicillium odoratum is the source of this 1044-nucleotide messenger RNA. Its product is annotated as sterol desaturase family protein. NCBI's taxonomy places the organism in Eukaryota, Fungi, Ascomycota, Eurotiomycetes, Eurotiales, Aspergillaceae. Gene Ontology annotation, biological process: ergosterol biosynthetic process. The transcript has a single exon. Bases 1 to 1044 code for a protein of 347 amino acids. Gene Ontology annotation, molecular function: C-4 methylsterol oxidase activity; iron ion binding. The record is from RefSeq and is a predicted model, not a curated record.
AUGGGCGUUCCCAACAAUCCUAGAGACUCUAUGAAGUCAACCUGGCGACAAGACAAGAGUCAAUGGUCAAUCCCUCACAAAAUUCUGGAACAUGCCAAUGUCUACCAUGUGGAUCUUGACAGAGAGGUUCCCGUCCAUCCUAAGACAGAAAAAGUGCCGUAUUUGUCUAACUGGCAAAUGCAACGCUGGAUCCUGUUCUAUGCCUGCCUUCCACUUGUCGCUCACCAGAUAUUCGUAUCGGUCUCGGGAUAUCAAUUUCACCCAGUGUUCGCUUUCAUCUACUACUACCAAGCCGCACGUCUGUUUACAUUCCGGGAACUGCGCUCGAUCCGCGAACUUGGACACAAGCACGGAUUCCUGGACGGGGACAAACAUGAGCGAGAUGGCGUCCCUGAUGCAGGAGUGGGGAAAACACUUCUCUCAGUCUUCCUCGGGGGACUUUUACGUCCAUUAGUCUCCGUCUACCUUACUUACAACAAGACCGAAGCACCUCUGUCUCUGAAUUGGACAUGGGUGUUUGUCGAAGUGAGUCUUUACAGCGUCGUUGUGGACUUUUGGUUCUACUGGUACCACCGCCUUAUGCACGACGUGAACGGUCUCUGGAAGUACCACCGCACACAUCACCUUUCCAAGCAUCCUAACCCGCUACUUACAAUAUAUGCGGACUCGGAACAAGAAUUUUUUGAUAUUCUCGGCAUUCCUUUGAUGGCAUUUUACACGAUGAAGUCCAUCGGUUUGCCUAUGGGGUUCUAUGAGUGGCACAUUGCCCAGUUAUAUGUCUUGUUCGCGGAGAUCGCAGGACACAGCGGUCUUCGGGUCCAUGCUUGUGCCCCAAAUCCCAUGUCUUGGCUGAUGAAGAGGUUUAACAUGGAAUUGGUUAUUGAAGACCACGAUCUUCAUCACCGCAACGGGUGGAGAAAGAGUCAUAAUUAUGGCAAGCAAAGUCGUGUCUGGGACCGGAUUUUUGGAACUUGUGGAGAGCGGAUUGAGAGUGUUGACUCCAAUGUGGAUUAUGAGAACAGAGCAACGAUGCCUCUAUUUUAA